AUGACAGCCGAUACGAUGUCACCGGUGCCUCCUGACGUAGCGUCGGGAUUAAAAUUCGAAAAUUUACGAAAACAAAAAAAAUGUAUAUAUACGAUAAAGAAACAUACCUUUCGACUUUUAGGACAAACUUUCCAGGAGAAUCCUGCACAAAUACCUGUGGAAGCGACUGCAGUUCUGGGUGCCGUUGCCGGUUUCGUGGUAUUACUGCUGGCCCUCUUCCUCUACCUGUCGCGAAAGUGGUGCUUCACGCCGCCCUCCUCCACGGCGCUCUUCGGCGGAGUCUGUGUGCCCCUCUGUGAGUCCACCAACAGCUCCACAUCUCAAAUCUCGAAAAACAUAGGGAAGACAUUCUCCUAUUCGGAUCCUGAAACAAGCUCCGAUUCAGAAGAGGACGCUCUUCGACGAUUAAAUUCGCAUUCACAUCCUCCGCCGGAUACGUUAACUAUCCAAGCGGAGGAUGGACCAACAACAACCAUCGUAGAUGCUGGGACCACUUCCAGUAGCUGCACUGAGGAACACUCCCCAACGGAUCAGCAGCAGUGCGUAGUAGAAGUUGGGGCAUCUAAUAUUAUACUCGACAAUAGAGAGCAGGAGAUAGAGGUCGAGCAAAAUGAAUCGACGACCAAUGAUGUCAUCACGACGAUGGGUACGAUGGCUACCGAGGAAGUUGGUAGUCUCGAGGUCGCUUUCUUAUACGAUGCUCCAAUGCGCGAGAUGACAGUUCACGUGUUACAAGGACGAAAUUAUCCUCCCGGCAUCGGCGGCAGUCAAGUACGAUUAGUCUUGCUGCCAUCAAAAAAGCAAAGACGCAAGACUCGAGUUCGGCAAGGGACAUCGCCGCAAUACAUGGAGAGCUUUUUACUUCCUCGUGUAAAUCCAGAGGACGUAAACGCAAUGGGAGUACGGCUAAGGGUAUAUCUCUGGGGUGGCAGGAUGAUGCGUCGGGAGAGAUUGUUGGGCGAAGCCAGAGUAUCCUUUGAUCAGAUUAAUCUUCAACUGGAAACGACUCUCUGGUUGACUCUUCAACCACCGCUUUCUUCUUCGGCGCAGGAUUGGGGAACUACCAGCAGUCUAACUCGUAGCGAUUCCACGGGAUCCCAACAAUCGGUUCAGUCGUACGCCUCUACAGCUAUACCACCUUAUGGCAGUAGUAUGAAAGGUGGCAGCGUCGCCGAAAUUCUAAUCGGUUUGGCGUAUAAUGGCACGACGGGCCGCUUAUCGGUGGAAAUAAUCAAGGGCUCCCAUUUCCGCGGCGGAGGUGGAAACGAUACAAAACCACCCGACACUUAUGUAAAAUUGGCUCUUGUUGACAGCAACAACCACGAGAUGGGCCGGUCGAAGACUGGUCUAAAACGCGCCCAACCGAAUCCUCUCUAUAAGGAAACUUUUAUAUUUCAGGUCGCGUUGUUUCAAUUGGGGGACGUGACGCUCUUUCUAUCAGUGUACAAUCGUCGGCGGAGCGGAAUGGGUAGAAAGGGACGAGAGAUGAUCGGCUGGCUUUCUCUAGGUCUGAACAGCUCCGGAUCUGAGGAGCUGCAGCAUUGGAAUGAUAUGCGGACGGCAAGGCAACCGACGCAAGUACAACGCUGGCACUCGCUGUUGCGUCCUUGAGGCAUUCUCGAGUGAGUGCCUCCUUUUGGAUUUAUUCUCGACGCAGCCAUUCGAGCGCGAAACCGAUUUCACCGGUAUUUGCCGCGAAGAGAAUGGGAAACAGAUGCGUAUUUCUGAGAAGGAAUAAUUGCUCGUGGCUUAUCUCGAAAGAGAUUUCGGCUCUUUUUUCUUAUCUCACGGAGACACACACUGUGUACUGCCUGGUUGAAUAACGGAAGUCAAUAUUCCAGUCGGUCUGUCAAUCAUAAGUCAGAGCCCAAACAACGCAACUGUCCAAAUGACAUCGUAAAGAUGUUCCAAUGUUGUAUGUCUGUUAAAUAAAAUUCUUCGGACAUCUAUCAGAUAAAUACAUAAAUAUCUAAAUGGCGUCUUAAAUAACACGUACAAAAGAUGCUUUAAUUGUCACUAAAAUUUUAGACAUCUUUUAAAAGUUGUUUGGGCUUUUGUUUUGUUCGGGAUGCUGUUUGGAAUACUGUAAACUCUGAGUUACAAACUCUUGUCUAAAUGUACCAAGUACAUUUCCUUUUUGAUACGCUGAUGGGAGCAGUGCGAUUAAUCUUUAAUGUCGAGGAUUCCGGACGAUCACGUGAUAUUAUCGACACCCCGGCCCUCUCAUCGUGCCUGUCCUGUCACGUGGUAUGACGCUCUCCGACUCGACAUGUGCCUGAGCCAAUCUGGAUCGUUUAUUUUUUACUUUGUGCCUUUCACCCUCUUUAGGCCGCGUGCCACGCUAAAUGGAGAAUCGUCGUAAGAUGUAAGUGAAAUUUGAGCGGCGUCAUUUGGAAAAUACACAAAUAGUUACAUACAUCUUUUGACUUUAGUAUUGUAUUGUAAGAUACAGGAUGGUCAUGCAACACGAAAAAAACUGUCUAAUAAGUUCGAAAAUAUUCGAAAAGCGAGGAAAAUUCUCGUGGAUUUUGAGAAAAAACGAGAUUUUCUUAAUAAAUAUUUCAGGAGAAGCAAGAAGCUCCUAUAAUUUUAUAAAAUAAAAAAUUGAAAUCAGAGCCUAAAAAAAGUUACACAAGUCUUUAGAGAUUUUAGAGAUAGAAAAUUAGUAUUUCCGGUAACUUACAUCAAAUUUUUCUGAUUUAAUAAAUUUAAGAAUUUAAAAAUUCGAUGAAUUUAUAAAACGUAUGAUUUGUGUGUCCAUCCUGAAAUUGGGUAAUAUCGACACAUGAAUUAUUAUUAUAUGGUCAUAUCUAUUCUUUUUAAAAUAAUGAAGCUGAGAGACACAUCUUGAUUCCUUGCUUUUUUCUCAAGCAAUAUAUUUACUCUAGCAAAUAUUUUA
Messenger RNA from Camponotus floridanus (Florida carpenter ant), 2899 nucleotides. It is a transcript of the gene Syt14, whose product is annotated as synaptotagmin-14. The record is from RefSeq and is a predicted model, not a curated record. NCBI's taxonomy places the organism in Eukaryota, Metazoa, Arthropoda, Insecta, Hymenoptera, Formicidae. Bases 1 to 1611 code for a protein of 536 amino acids. The transcript is spliced from 8 exons.